AUGUCCUGUCGGCUGUCAACCAACGAAAGUCUCCCGCCGGCUGAGUUCGACUCUGUCGCCUGUGCCAGCUGUUUCUAUUUUAUCUACAUGGUUGCAAGUCCUUAUGUGGCACAGUACUACACACGACGAUGUCCGGCAGGACUGCUAAUCUGCCGUGAUCCGUUCAGUGAGGAUUGCCAUUGCGACAAUCCGCGAUCGGUUUUUAAUCUGCCCGAAUUCACAGUGAACAGGUCUCAGAUCACUCCUCUCAAUGAGCUGCGGCUGGAUCCACCGCUGUAUGACCAUUUCGCUCAGCUCACUCACCAAUGUUGUGCAGCGGCUCGGGAUUGCUGUCAACGAACUCUGCUCCCGAGUAAUCAACGACCACAGAAAACCUGUCCAGCUACAUGGGAUGGCUGGCAGUGUUUCGAUACGGCCGAAGCCGGCAGUGUCGUUGAAGCUCAAUGUCCACCAUACAUCUAUGGUGAAGCGGCGCGUCCGGACGCAUCACAGAAGUCUCGUAAAAUGUGCGGCGAUACGGCCUGGGUAAGGCGACCGGGCACCACCAGCGAAUGGACCGACUAUUCGGGUUGUACAAUGGUUCAGCAGGAAGCGCAAAUAAAACUGCUGGCUGGUAUCAUCGCCUUUUCGAUUAGUGUGAUCUGUCUUAUACCUGCUGUCUUUAUUUUGUGGUUUUUUCGGCCUUUACGACAUCAGCCGAUGUUCAUCGUUCAUCGCCAUCUGCUCACUUCAUUCGUGCUUUCGGGUCUUUUCUACCUGUUCAACUGUUUCUUCUAUAUCGUCGACGGGGCGCCUGGUGACACUCUAAUCUUUGCUAAUCAC
Messenger RNA from Ostertagia ostertagi, 822 nucleotides. Lineage: Eukaryota; Metazoa; Nematoda; Chromadorea; Rhabditida; Trichostrongylidae. The record is from the annotation of a GenBank genome assembly.